GCAAGUAUAAUCACUUUCAGUUUCACUCAGUAUCCGUGAAUUGCAAGAGCCAUGGCUGAACAGAAGCAAAGUUUUUAUCCUCUAAAGAUUGUGAAAUACUUUGUCAGUGACUUUGUGGAUGGUGUUAUUGAUGACCUGAUAGAGAAGAAUGUUUUGAGUCCAAAUGAAAUAAAGGGUUUAGAAAAAGAAUUUGCUAUAAUUAUGAACCAGGGUGAGGACCUGAUUGGUACACUGGAUCAUAUAAUUCAAGGAAGUAAAAUUAUUAUGAAGAAAUUGUUGCUUCCCCCGUUAGAAGCAAUUUCAAGAAAUCAAAGUGAAAACAAAGCUUUGGUUCCUUCCCACCAGUCAAAGACAAUGGAUCAUAUUUUAUCAGUCCUUCAGAACAUAUGUGAUUCUCCAGAAUCCUUCCAAAGUUACCAAAAGAGACUCAGCAGCACUAUCCUUAAUUUCUUUAAGAAGCUUGAUAAUAAUGCAAUAAAGGCUCCUGUAGGCUCAAACCAGGUCAAACUUUGCAGACCAGAUUUCUACCAUGGGCUGAAGGAAGCAAAGGAAGAAGAGAUAUAUCCAAUAAUGGAGAAGGGAAACCGUGUACGUCUAGCUCUCAUUAUCUGUAAUAUUAUGUUUGACUACCUUGAUGAACGGCAUGGAGCUCACCUAGACAUUUGGGAAAUGUGGAAACUACUUGAAAACCUUGGAUAUAAUGUGGUCGUUAAAACAGGCCUUACAGCUCAGGAAAUGGAGUCAGUGUUGAAGGAAUUUGCUGAUCUCCCAGAUCACUGGGCCUCAGACAGCACCUUCUUAGUGUUCAUGUCUCAUGGAGUAUUGAAUGGUAUCUGUGGAAAAUCACAUACAAAGCAACAACCAGACCUACUAGAUACAGAUACUAUCUUCCAAAUUUUCAAUGAUGGUAACUGCCCUAGUCUAAAAGGUAAACCCAAGGUCAUCAUCAUCCAAGCAUGCAGAGGUGAGAAUCUUGGAAUCACAUAUGUGAUGGAUAUGUCAGAGACUUCGACAGGCACACCUAGACAAACUUUACAAGAUUACUCAAGAAGUUACUCCCUGGAACAAAAACAUAUGGAGAAAGGUUUCAUUUUAUUUUGUUCUACAACACCACAUAAUGUUUCAUGGAGAGUUGAUAUAUUGGGUUCUGUCUUCAUCAAUGAACUCAUUAACUGCUUCCAAAAAUAUGCCUGGUGCUGUCACCUGGAGGAAGUUUUCCACAAGGUCCAGAAAUCAUUUGAAAUUCCAAAGAGCCUUGUCCAGAUGCCCACCAUAGAAAGGGUAUCCAUGUCAAGAGUUUUCUACCUCUUCCCAGGAAUAUAAAAUUAAGCAAUAAUACCAUCAAUUAUUAACAAUUCAGUGAGAUGAUUCAGGGCAAUUCCAAUGGUCUUGUGAUGAAG
This is a messenger RNA of Sarcophilus harrisii (Tasmanian devil), 1400 nucleotides long. RefSeq names its product caspase-12-like. The record is from RefSeq and is a predicted model, not a curated record. The transcript has 11 exons. Gene Ontology annotation, biological process: proteolysis. The coding region runs from base 52 to 1323 and encodes 423 amino acids. Gene Ontology annotation, molecular function: cysteine-type endopeptidase activity. NCBI's taxonomy places the organism in Eukaryota, Metazoa, Chordata, Mammalia, Dasyuromorphia, Dasyuridae.